Messenger RNA from Megalobrama amblycephala (Wuchang bream), 2322 nucleotides. Its product is annotated as platelet-derived growth factor receptor-like protein. The record is from RefSeq and is a predicted model, not a curated record. Lineage: Eukaryota; Metazoa; Chordata; Actinopteri; Cypriniformes; Xenocyprididae. The transcript is spliced from 6 exons. Bases 908 to 2074 code for a protein of 388 amino acids.
AAAAUACUAAAUACAAUCUUCUUUAAAAAAAAAAAAAAAAAACUAUAAAACUAAACUAAAAAAUUGUACUGACCCCAAACAUUUAAUUGAUAGUUUAUUGUGGUUGGGGGAGAAUGCUUCAUUCAUGAAAAAAAAAAAAAAAAACGUUUUUCAGCAUGAUUUGAGUAAAAUGAAGAAAAUUUAUGACAUUAACAUUGUCAGAUUUUGUUGUUGACUUUGAUGUAACAAAAAGAACGCUUGGCAGACAGUUUUGGAUAUUUCAGCCUCUCCUUGUUCAAGUUGUACUUGCAUAACUAGAAAAUAGCUGCUCAGAGGAGUUACUGAGUGAACUGAUGUGCCUUUAAGAGACUUUGAUCUUACUUUCAACUCUGAGGGCACAAUAUUACCAUUCACAAUAUAGAACAAUAGUACCAUUCACAAAAUCCUACCUGUGGCAUACUAAUCAGAUUAUUAAAUCAAACCGAAAAGCUCAGAAAACUGGUUCAUUCUGCAGCAAAGUCCGGGCAAUGAGUUUAUAGGCCGAUAGUAUUGUCAUUUGCAGUGCAAUUUUAAGUUUACCAAGUAGUCAUUGUAGCCUAGUGACAGAUAUUUUCACAGCUAGCAAACCUUAGACUGACGUCUCUGAGUUUUUACAGCUAAAUAAACAUUGGCUGCUUUUUCAGUUGGAUGGGCAGUUCUCCUCCAGCCCUGAUUGGUAGAAUGAACACAGAAAGGAUUCAAUGUAACCAGAGGAAUUUAGAGUGUGCAUGCGACUCUCAUAAACAUCUGACCCCUCACUUUACACACUCGGUUCCUCCUCUAGUGCUACCUUUCUAGUUUUCCCUUCUCUGCAUGUAUGCUCAAGAUCUGGGAACGUAUACCAGAGUGAACUAAAGUUUGUUUGUGGUCGCUGUGAAUAUUCUCGACCAUGAAGUGGAGGGUGGUGCUAUUUGCUUUUCUUGUUUCUCUUUUGAUCAUUCAGUUUGGUAUGUGCCAAAAGAUUGAACCUGACCCGAAGACCAAAGCUGAGAAGAGACCAAAUGGAAAGUCCAAGACUGUGAAGGGGCCAGGAAAGGGAACCUCUUCCAAAUCUAAAGUGAAAACCACUCCUGAAACCCCCAAAGAAGCCCAGACAUACCUCACCCAGGUGGUAAACAAGGGAAAGUUCCAGAAAGUGGGCGACACGCUGACUGUCCAAGCAGGUGAUGUGUUAGAGCUGAGGUGUAAAGGAAAUCCUGUCCAGUGGGCUGUUCCUGCAUAUCUGGAAGAGGAUGAUGAAGGACGACUCAGGACAGUUCAACAUGAACGUUAUGGCACACUGACUUUGGCAAAUGCAACAGCAGCAGAUACAGGGGAGUACACUUGCUAUCCCAUGUACUGUGAGGAUAAAGACUGCAGAAAACAAUAUGACAAAGGUGUCAAAGUCUUCAUCUUUUUCUCAGACCCUCAGGAGUUGUUUGUACCUUCCUCUGAUUAUUACGAGGUCAUUCAGCUUCGCACUAACUGGCCCACCGUCCUGCCAUGUCAGGUGACAUCUCCACUAGCAAAGGUGACUUUACACCGGGAAUUUCCUCCAAUGGAGGUGAAAGUGGAUGGACGAGAGAUCUCCUUUGAUGUCAAGAAGGGCUUCACCAUCCACAGGCCGAAACAGUAUCAUGCUGGUUCUCUCUACUGUGUGGCAAGCCUGGGGAACCUUCGCCAGAGCUCAACCAAGUACAUGCUCAUCUAUGUCAACUAUCCAGCCGCCCCUCCGUUUCCUGCAGUCCAGACAUCCUCUGACACUGUGGCAGUGGGACAGAAUCUCCAGGUGACAUGCACUGUGGUGGGAGAGCAGGACGUGGUGGUAGAUUUUACCUGGGAAUAUCCUGGGCAAAAGAUUGGGCGCCCGAUGUACACCCAGGACAGUGUGCAGACAGUGCAGGUGGAUGGGCAGAACCGACAGCGAUCGCAGACAGUACUGCUGGUGGAUGAGGUCAGAGAGGUUGACCAAGGAACAUACACCUGCACAGCUCAGAACCUACAGGGUUCAAGGUCUGCAUCUACCUCUGUCAAAGUGCAGUCAGCACAAACCAACACCAAGCCUAAGAAACCAUGAAGCGCUGUCAAAGAAGUCCCACAGAAACCUGAAAACCUGGAUCAUGUCAAUCAGAUAUGUAAGCAAUAAAGUACGAGAGGCUGUGCUGUAUCGUGACGUGAAUAAGUCAUUGUUAGGCACGACGCAAAGCAGAGUGCCUGCAACCCCUUCAGCCGUGACUUAUUCACGAUAGAGCACUAGCCUCUCGUACCUUAUUGCUUUUAUAAAACGGUUACCACACAAUACAAAUAUUAAAGCCAAAAAUAUGU